Messenger RNA from Alosa alosa (allis shad), 1806 nucleotides. RefSeq lists its product as uncharacterized. The coding region runs from base 118 to 627 and encodes 169 amino acids. The transcript has 2 exons. The record is from RefSeq and is a predicted model, not a curated record. Lineage: Eukaryota; Metazoa; Chordata; Actinopteri; Clupeiformes; Clupeidae.
GGGAAAGAGAGAAAGGAAGAGGGAGAGGGAAAAACAGAACAAGAGAGAGAGAGAGUUGGUCCCUGUGGAGUUUAGGAGACACAGAGGGACACAGAGGCUGUAUAAGUUAGAGCAACAAUGAGCAAUCUACCGUUCAACAUAUCCUCAUUCCUGUCUGCUCAGGAUGCCCCGCCAUCCAACCUGUCCCUGCUCGUCAACUCCACGACCCCGGUGCUCCCCAUGACAACCCAUGACCCCCUGCCCAUCAUCAUCAUCGCUGCCUGCCUCUUCCUCCUCUUUGGCGGCUGCAUCGCCUUCCUGGCCGUCUGCUGCUCUGGCGAUCCACCGGACGGGGGUUGCGAGUCCGGCUGCAGCCCAGCCGAGGGCCUCUCCUGUGGGACGCCUCGGUCCAGCGAGCCCCAGCUCAAGCUGUGGAAGCGCCUGGGCUCGAUGCGUCGCUCUGUUUCUUCCUCCUCUUCCUCUUCCUCGGUGCGAAGGAGCACCCCGCAGAGGCGCUCGCCACCGCCGAUAUCGGCACCCCUCAUCAUGGUGACACCCCCCACUGCCACGGCGACCACGCCUCAGAGGCACAACCUGCCCCCCCAUAUUGCCAUGCCCUGCCUGUUGCAGUACGCCACCGAAAUUUGACCUGAAAUACCUGUGGCCAAAGCGGGACCCAACUUAGCCAUCUAACCACUACAGAUAAUGACCAUUAAAUGACCAUCCAACAUGAGUCCUUGAAUUUCCCCUUGGGGAUCAAUAAAGUAUCUAUCUAUCUAUCUAUCUAUCUAUCUAUCUAUCUAUCUAUCUAUCUAUCUAGUCUAGAGGAAUUAUUUACACCCACAACCCCUGCUACAUGACCCCUAAAUGCCCCUUAAAAAUCAAGACUGCUGGAAAAGCAUCUUCAAGCACUAACUGACCUGCCUCACCAGCUGCCCUGUGCCAUUUGAGAAGCGAAACGUGCCUGAGGGCUGUUACUCUGAGAGAGUGCCACAGUUAGCCACAGGUAUGCGUCUGAGCAAAGAUAGUAGGUUAGCCUUUCAACCAAACCAGAACCCACCCCAUUGAUUUCACAUGCUGAUCUCAACUUCAAGAAGACUUGCUUUUUGACUACUCAAAGUUCCUGCUCACUGGACAGAAGGAACUACAGCAACAACAACUGAUAGUUUCUCUUCACAGGACUAAACCAUCACUAGAAUAUUUCUGAUGGUGACCUAAUAAUCUCACUUCUACAUAGACAACACAAGGAUUUGUAACAGACACUGUAUGAUAUGUUAGAAGUGAUCAGAUAUGUCUGUUGACUUGACACUUGACAUUAACAUUAAUUGUAGUUUUUGGAGGGUUAUAUCAUGAUGUGUAUGGGCAAAAAGAACUGGAGAAAGAGUGUUUUGUUGAGUCUCCAGUCAACUUCAUCCAAAACUGUGGUUUUAGAAUGCUUGGGGUUAAGAUUGUUGGGCCUGUGUUAAAAAGCUACCAUGGCAAUGUCUUUGUGUCAUUUGUUGAUGACCACACAGUAACCAUGGUUUCCUCCAACUCUAGCAGCACCCUUUUUUAGGUUGUGUAUUUAAAAUCAUAUCAAUGCUCAUGGUACAACACAACCCCCCCCCACACACACACACACACAAACUUGUACACACUGAUACACAUACAAUCGUUCUCUGUCUCUUUCUCUCUCUCUCUCUCUCUCUCUCUCUCUCUUACUGUCUCACACACACAGCAAUAACACUUGUAAAUACAGAUCUGGGCAGAGGUAUACUGUCACCACAAACCACAGUUACCAUAGUGUUGAUUUUGUGAUAAUAAUAAAUGUUCUUUUUGAAACAAAAA